CAAUGUCGCUAACAGUAUACCCGCACCGUCGACAAUGUCAUCAGCAGAGUACACCAUCACAAUGGCCCCAACCUGCAGCCAAAUCUCCGCCAUGCCUUUCGAGAAGGGAGAAGGACGUCGCGUUCGCCAGCCCCGAUGAAGGCUCGCUUCGUGAUCUCAUAGUGAAAAACCCUAGGCUUCGUCUCUUUGUCAAACCCAAAUGCUGGACUCACUUCCACCUCGACUAUCUUGGUGUAAGAUUCAAUGACCUUACUCCAUGCGACAAUCCGGCCCCCCCUACAUCAUCACAAGACACGUCUUCCAGUUACCACAGGGUACCAACCAAAUCGGCGCUAGAUCUGAGCAACGCUCUCACCAACAUGCUGGGGGGGGAAACAGAAGAACAACGCACAAAAUGGAUUCGGACCGCCAUGUCCCAACUCUACCGUGGUCAGCUUUCCUGCUCCAAGAAUACUGGCCUCCAUCACUACUUUGGCCAUCGUGCCUAUCUCAAUUCCUGUCAGGCGCAGGUGAUUUGGGAGGCAACACCAUCGCGCAGCCAUUGCAUCACCUCGCGCGAAUCGACACCAGCAAGGACCGUGGGGACUUUCGGUGUUCUUACAGGUCCCAAAGCUGACAGAGUCAUUACAAGCAGCCGGCCAAUCCUCGCCUAUGUCGACACAAGAACAGUUGACGCAGCACGGCGCAACACGUCCAGGGUCGAGAGACACUACACGUCAGUCCAGGAACUGAACGAGCGAUGCUGCAAGACUUACGCCCCUCUCAACGCACUCCAAGGCCCGUUUCUGGCUGGCGUCAUUCUCGCUCUAGCGCAGAGGCCCUUUUAUGACGAGCCCAUGCCGCCCGCUACCAAGUCACCUAACUCGAUAACCGUGUCCUCUUUAGUUAAGGCCGCAUUUCACGACGUAGCGGUGCAUGUUCUGACUGUCGACGACGAAAGCCUUUGCUCACCGUGUUUCAUUGUCUUUAGAGGCGUGGUAACGGAGGCGCUGCUGCGCAAGUUUUACCACCCGACCGAGAACCCCCAGCCGACGGGAGAGGCUGACGGAAUGCGUAUUGAGUACACAAGAGUGCCUAUCUGGCCGAUUUUGGGACUCGAAGAGCGCUUGGGCAAAGCUCUCGGCAGGGACAUCACAGGGAAUUUUAGCAAAGACAACAUGAAGACGUGGUUUGUGGAUGUUGAAUCAAACAACGGCCGGAACAAGCGACCAAACGAUGGCGACGUGCAAAACUGGAGAGAUGACGGAAGCCACCGCCGCAAGAAGCAGGCGAAAAGUACCAAAGCCCUGUUUGCUAACGAACGUCCUGUUAUUUGAGGUUAACAGCGUAGUAACCAUUU
Messenger RNA from Colletotrichum destructivum, 1339 nucleotides. RefSeq lists its product as uncharacterized. NCBI's taxonomy places the organism in Eukaryota, Fungi, Ascomycota, Sordariomycetes, Glomerellales, Glomerellaceae. The transcript has a single exon. Bases 3 to 1316 code for a protein of 437 amino acids. The record is from RefSeq and is a predicted model, not a curated record.